AUGAAACCCAAACCAUUUCUUCUUCUUCUACUCCUACUCCUACUGCAGCUUAAUUACUUGUUCCAUCUAGCAGACUCAAAGCCGCACCUCGUCCCUUCCGACCCAUCCCAGCUGGCAUCAUGGGUGGCCCACAGCAUGAGAUCAUCCUCGCCGUCCUCGCAAGGCACGGACGGCGACCAGCGCCUGUCGGCGGCGGAGAGCGGCCGGCCCAGGGUGAUCAGGGUCGCCAAGAGCGAGCCGGCGGAUUUCGGGACGGUGACGGAGGCCAUCAGCAGCAUCCCGGAGGGUAACACGAGGCGGACGGUGGUUUGGAUCGGCGGAGGCGUCUACUGGGAGAAGAUCACCGUCGGCUCCGGCAAGCCGUUCGUCACCUUGUACGGAGACCCGGCGGACAGGCCGCGCAUCGUUUUCAACGCCACCGCUUCCCAGUACGGCACCGUCUACAGCGCCACCGUGGCGGUCGAGAGCGACUACUUCAUGGCUGUCAACGUCAUCUUUGAGAACGCGGCGCCAAUGCCAGAGAUCAACAGCAAAGGCUCCCAGGCGGUGGCGAUGAGAAUCUCCGGCGACAAGGCCGCCUUCUACAGCUGCGACUUCCUCGGGUUCCAGGACACACUCUGCGACUCCCAGGGCCGCCACCUGUUCAUGGACUCGUACGUCCGCGGCACCGUCGACUUCAUCUUCGGCAACGGCACUUCUCUCUACCUCAACGUCACCAUCGAGUCGGUGGCGGAGGAGACCGGUGUGAUCACGGCUCAGGCCAGGGAGAAAGAAGGCGAGACCAGUGGGUUCUCGUUCCUCCACUGCACCAUCAGAGGCGCCACAAAGGACUACACUACGUACCUGGGCCGGGCUUGGAGGGAGAGGUCGAGGGUGGUUUUUGCCUACACUUUCAUGCCCGCCGUCAUCAACCCCGCCGGCUGGUAUAGCGUCGGCUCCACCCCCAACCCUAACCAGAGCGUGUACUAUGGGGAGUACAAGUGCAAGGGACCAGGUGCGAUUCCGUCGGGGCGGGUUAGCUACGCCAAGUUGCUGACCGACGAGGAAGCCAGCCCGUUCUUGAGCAUGACGUUUAUCAAUGGCCACAAGUGGCUUCUUCCUCCACCUCGACUCACCACCACCUUCUCGACUUCUUCUUAUAACCGAUGA
Linum trigynum is the source of this 1149-nucleotide messenger RNA. The record is from the annotation of a GenBank genome assembly. NCBI's taxonomy places the organism in Eukaryota, Viridiplantae, Streptophyta, Magnoliopsida, Malpighiales, Linaceae.